UAUAAACUUGCGCUUUGCACUAGCACAUUUGCACUCAUGGAUCCGGCCUCCUCUGAACCACCUGUUAAUCCAUCAGAGUCGCGAUCAUUUCAAAGAUGGCUGCACAAAGCUGCCCAAGUAUCAGGUAUGGGGCUUACCGCAGAUGAACGAGAACGUGACAGGGUUGAAGCGCAGCAUCGCCGCUGCGAGCAAUGGAAGACCGAACUUCUGAAUUACAGCCCUUCAGUUGUUUUCAUGUUAAAACAUCUUAAGUUGUCCGGGUGCCUGGUACCGUCCUCGAACAUCGUGUGUGCCCCAUGCGAUCUCACGCGUUCCGGAGGCUUCCAUCCUGCUGGAGCGAUUAUCCUUUGUCAGGGCCAUUUCGGAGACAAGAAGCACAUGGAAGAUACCCUCACACACGAGCUGGUACAUAUGUAUGAUCACUGCAAGUUCAAUGUUGACUGGAAAAACUUGAGACAUCAUGCAUGUAGCGAAAUCCGUGCUAACAGUUUAAGUGGUGACUGCCGAUAUAUGCGUGAGCUGGGAAGGGGAUUCGUGUCAUUUUCAAAACAACAUCAGGCUUGCGUGAGACGGCGUGCUAUACUUUCCGUCCGCGCGAAUCCCAUGUGCCCAGACGAGGCAGCGGCAGAGCGUGCGGUGAAUGAGGUCUGGGGGAGUUGCUUUAGCGAUACGCGACCGUUUGACGAGAUCUAUUAGCGGAUGGAAAGGGAAUACAUGGCCGUGAUCUAUUCUUGAACACAGGCGAAAGGCUCUUACGAUCGCGGCCUGACUGGAAAUCGGGAAAUUGUACGCCGCCAUCCGGUUAAAUUUCACCAAGGGAUUUUUUCCCCGUGAGCAUUAUUGCUGGGGGGUUGACGACUUGUAAUGGAUAAUGUCUACUAUUACUGACUAGAAUCCAUAGUUGGGCAUACCUACCGAAUGAAAAACGCGGGAAU
This is a messenger RNA of Suillus fuscotomentosus, 935 nucleotides long. RefSeq names its product peptidase M76 family-domain-containing protein. Lineage: Eukaryota; Fungi; Basidiomycota; Agaricomycetes; Boletales; Suillaceae. Gene Ontology annotation, molecular function: metalloendopeptidase activity. The record is from RefSeq and is a predicted model, not a curated record. The transcript is spliced from 5 exons. Gene Ontology annotation, biological process: mitochondrial protein processing; mitochondrial proton-transporting ATP synthase complex assembly. The coding region runs from base 37 to 696 and encodes 219 amino acids. Gene Ontology annotation, cellular component: extrinsic component of mitochondrial inner membrane.